CAACACACACCCCUUCGAACCUCUCUUUCGCCGCCCUCUCUCUCAACAAAGUACGACCUCACAAACCUCCCAAUCCGCCGCCCCCUUUGCCAAUUGUCCCCGUCCACCCCAGCUACAGUUCUAAAAUGGCCGCUCUCGUCAAGGCGAUCAACGCAAAGAUCAGGUCCAACCCUGUGUCGGACUAUGUCUGCUCUACCCACUUCUGGGGCCCCGUCUCCAACUUUGGUAUUCCCUUGGCCGCCGUCAUGGACACCCAAAAGUCCCCCGACCUGAUCUCCGGCCAGAUGACCGGUGCCCUCUGCAUCUACUCGGCCACCUUCAUGCGUUACGCCCUCGCCGUCCAGCCCAAGAACUACCUCCUCUUCGCCUGCCACUUCGUCAACGAGGGCGCCCAGCUCACCCAGGGAUACCGUUACAUGCAGUACAACUACUGGGGCGGCAAGGAGGCUUCCGUCACCAAGGAGGCCUUCGAGGGCGUCCAGAAGACCGCCGAAGCCGUCGAGGCCAAGGUCGAGUCCAAGGUCAAGCAGGCUGUCGGCAAAUAAGUGCAUCUUCCAGCGCAAAGGGGAAGGGAGGAAGGGCUUGACGAGGCUUGACGACUGCGGAGAGAUGGAUAAGGCGGGAUAUAUUCUGGCCCCGGUGCGGGAUGGCGCGGGAUGGGACGGUCCUCUUGCCGCCGGCACGAUUAUUUCAAAAGGUUCCUGGCGGGCUGCGAGGGCCCCGAGAAUUUGUGAUGAGUCCAUGGGGUGUGUAAUGAGGACGUGGCAGGAUGAUCUCCCCCAUCCCGUCGAUGUCACUGUAGAGCAUGGCGCGCAAACUGUGGCAUCGUCGCCCAGCCGCGCGGCGGAACGGUAGCCGGGCGGUUUCUGUACCAUCAAACCUUGCAUUGUUGUUUUCUGUUGCUUUUUCGGAAACGGGGGCCCUGAUUCCCCUGGAAAAGGGGAGGGAGACGUCCCCUCCCAGAGAAGCACCUCCCUAUGAUCACGGCCCGCCCAAAAAGUCGUAUAAUAGAACAGCGAACUGUUUCUGGAACCCUGGCAAGUGUGACAGCUCUGUAUCGUGAGGACAAAA
Colletotrichum destructivum is the source of this 1071-nucleotide messenger RNA. RefSeq names its product Putative mitochondrial pyruvate carrier. Bases 126 to 545 code for a protein of 139 amino acids. The transcript has 3 exons. NCBI's taxonomy places the organism in Eukaryota, Fungi, Ascomycota, Sordariomycetes, Glomerellales, Glomerellaceae. The record is from RefSeq and is a predicted model, not a curated record. Gene Ontology annotation, cellular component: mitochondrial inner membrane. Gene Ontology annotation, biological process: pyruvate import into mitochondria.